This is a messenger RNA of Scleropages formosus (Asian bonytongue), 3051 nucleotides long. RefSeq names its product interleukin 2 receptor, gamma b (gene il2rgb). Gene Ontology annotation, cellular component: external side of plasma membrane. The transcript has 8 exons. Bases 566 to 1669 code for a protein of 367 amino acids. Gene Ontology annotation, biological process: cytokine-mediated signaling pathway. Gene Ontology annotation, molecular function: protein binding; cytokine receptor activity. Lineage: Eukaryota; Metazoa; Chordata; Actinopteri; Osteoglossiformes; Osteoglossidae. The record is from RefSeq and is a predicted model, not a curated record.
UGAAUACAUGUGCUAUAAACAGUGAUAUGAAGUAUAGACUGAAUUCAGUUUUGAAAAAUUAUAUGUGUGAAGUACAUACGAAACUCAUAAAGUAUACACACAACCUGGCUUUAAACACACAUAGGAGUCAUGUUAUGCAGUAGCAAGAGGAAAACAACUGUGCAACAAUAUAUUUUCAGCACAAUGAAGGAGUGAAUGAGAGAGUUUCUAAGUAGUUUUGAAAAAAUAUGUUUUUGUUUACAACAUGCAAUGAGAGAUGUACAGUACCCAGCACUGCGGAGUGAAAAACAUGACAUUUUACAUUUCUGAACACAUUAAUACACUUUGGGCUUUGCUCAGCACCAGUCAGACUGCAAUGGUUUCUCCUCCGCCUUCAUUACCUUGUUCAAUUCUCUCGCUUUUUACCAAGUACUGCAGCGAGAACCGUGUGACGUACAAAGGGGCAGGGGAGCGCCGUGACUCAAAAGUGAACUGAGAACGAAAGAGGUGGUGUUUUUCUGACACACGGACACAUUUUCAACAUCCUGUUGGGGGAAGGCAGAGCAGUAACCACACGCAGUCUUCCAUGCUGCAUGGUUUCUCGGCUCCUGUCUGCUUUGAGCGCGCAGUUUCAGGGAUGUUAGUUCUCCUUCUUGUGCUCUCAGUCCUGGGAUGUGGGUCCUGCUCCACUCCAGAUGUGGAGUGUGUGAUCAUGAACUUAGAGUAUUUAAACUGCACCUGGAGCAGUGGCAGCGCCCCGGAGUUCAACUACACCUUCAGCACCAGGAGUUACCUCAAUACAACCUACAGUAACUGCCCCAGGUAUCUCCAGGAAGGGGGUCUCAAUGUGGGCUGCAUCAGUCCUGCCCCAGACAGGUUCCGUGAACUGCACAUCAAAUUCUUUUAUGGCAACGGGAGCUUAGUAAUGGAAAAGACUCUCCGUCUGCAGAAUUCAGUUAAACUAAAUCCUCCUCGCAAUCUGUCGGUGGAGAUAAACGCUCAGAAUCAGGAACUGUGGCUGUACUGGAACCACAGCAUGAAGGAAAACUGUCGGGAGAAUCAGGUGACCUACAGGAAGAGCUCUGAGUCGGCUUGGCAGUUCAGCACUCAUUUUCCUGCCAACUACUACAGCUUGCCCCAGGUGUCCCUGAAGUCUCAGUAUGAGUUGAAAGUGAGGACACGAGUGUCCAACAGUUGUGGAGAGUCCAAGUUCUGGAGUGACUGGAGCUCACCUGUGUUCUGCUGUCCAGCCGAGCAGAACAACACGACAGACAGUGCCUCCAUGGCCCCGGCCGGGAAGGUGCUCUUCCCAGUCAUGGGUGUUGGGGCAGCUCUCCUCCUCCUCAUUGCAAUGAUUGUCUUGCUGGUACAGGGUGAGAGACUGAGGAUCAUCCUCAUUCCUGUUGUCCCCAAUCCUGGAAAGAACUUUGAGGAUCUCCUCAAAACCUACAAUGGAAACGUUGAUGACUGGCUGGACAUUCCCAAGGAGUUCAAGAAUGGCUUCCAGUCCAACUACUAUGAGACAGCCUGUCCUGUGCGUGAGUGCUCACCCGUCUCACGGGCCACAGAUGGCGUCGGUGGUGAGGAGAGCGGAUCUCCUCAGACGGAGCAGUCGGAGGACCUCGGAGCGUCGCACUCUCAACCUGCUGCAUCUACCUCUUCUCCGAACGUGCCCCCCGGGCUGGUGUAAAAAUAUCUUCCUGUACAAACGAGACUUUCAAAGAUGCUUAGAUGUACCACAGGCUGUGUUUAUGAGUAGAACACCCCAUUUCCUCUCCUGACGUGUGAUUAUAGUAUCAGUCAGUGCUCUGUGGUAACCCUUCGCUGCUGUGGAAGCGCAAGUGAGAAGGGUGGUUAUAUGCUUGUUGAGCUGCUGGAGCGUAGAGAACGUGGCGGUCAGCACUGCAUCACCGACGUAGGUUUUGGUGUGAACUGCUGCGCAGCGCUGUGCAGCGCACCUUGGCACCUUUGCAAAGCUUGUGUUUUGAAUUAGCUUUAACCCUUGGAGAGUAACCCCUCGAGAAAUCACGUGCUACUUAACAAGGGGUGCAGUUUUUCACCCCGCAGAGUUUUAGAGGUCCGCGAGCAAGUUACAUCACUUAAAUUCAGGAUUUUCACCGUCACCGUCAGCAUUUCCCCCCCGGUCUGCAAUGCGUUUAGCAGAUUCUGCAGCAGAAAACCUUGCACUCAUCUUAGACAGGAACCACACAAAAUGGCUGACAGGAAGUGCAAGAUUAUAUGUCACCUGACUAUAUAUUAGAAGGGCACGAAUGCCAGUUAUUGCACAAAACAGUUCGGGAGAGAUGCCUAAGGUGUGAACUGCUGUGCGAUACUCUGACACAUUUCGGAACCUCCGCAACGCGUAUGUUUUGAAUUAGCUUUAACCCUUAUCGAGCAACCCCACGUGUCGUCGUGUGGUAGCUAACGUGGGGUCAAUUUUACGCCUCACAAAGCUUUCAAGCUCCUGAUAGGCACGUUACAUUACAUCAUACAACAUAAUCAAAUUAAACAUUUCAAGCAUCGCUGUCGUCAUUUUUUUAUCCAGUGUCUAAUGUGCUUAGCAGAUUCGGCAACAGAAAACCUCGUUGUCGCCUUCGAGAUGCGGACGACGCAAAAUAGCCGACAGGAAGCGUGUUUGUAUCAGUCGUUUGACCAUAUCAGAAAAGCAGCGACGCUAAAUACACAAAAUAAGAACAGAUGCCUGAAAGCGUGUGGUUCACUUUUGAAGCUUUGAAGAAUGAUACUGCGAAGCAGGAUACAAAAUAAUCCAUCCUGCAUGUUAGUUUCCAAGGGUUAAACCAAAUAAAUGUAUUCAUUAUAUAAUAAAAAUUUCAUUUUUAAGUCCGAUGUUUCAAAAUUAUACGUAAUAAUUUUGUUCACGCACGUUGGAGUAUUUGCUCUUAUGAAGAUCAUCUACUUCCUCCUCGGCUGGGGUACCCGUACCUGGUUGCGUACAGGUACCCCGAACGGUACCUCGUGUGUAUUUAGAAUUUGCUGUCUCUAUAGAAUAAGUGCUGGAGCCAUGUGAAAAUUCUGCCACUGCAACAAAUAAAUCAUAUCUUUUUCAUUCAA